Messenger RNA from Grus americana (Whooping crane), 3174 nucleotides. It is a transcript of the gene TXLNA, whose product is annotated as taxilin alpha. Lineage: Eukaryota; Metazoa; Chordata; Aves; Gruiformes; Gruidae. The transcript has 11 exons. The record is from RefSeq and is a predicted model, not a curated record. Bases 588 to 2342 code for a protein of 584 amino acids. Gene Ontology annotation, molecular function: syntaxin binding.
GUUGCGGAGCCGGUUAUCGCCCGCCGCAGCCUCGGGAAGCGCACGGGAGUUGCGCUAUUUACGGCAGCGGAGGGAAAAAAGAGCGCCCGAGGCUCCGUGAGUGCGGUGAAGCCGCGCUGCCAGGCCGCCGUGGGAGGGGGCACGGCCUCCAGCCUGCACGUGGGUGGAUGACACAUGUGCUUGGCUGCCGCCGCCGCUAAUUUUCUCUUACGUUUUUCCUUCGUUAGCCCCGUCCUGGGCUGUUUUCUGAGGAAAAGCCGAGGUUGCUGCGUAACUGCUGCAAAAUGGCAAGAGAAGGUGUUCCCCGCUUCUCGUGGAACCAUCCCUUCCCUCUAGACUAGGAGCAUCGGCCGCUUCUGCUCCCUAAUUAGCGUCAUAACUAGAGCAGAGGGUGCGGGUGGGAAGGGCGAGAACGAACAUCCCCUGCGGAGGGAGAGAGGACGAGGAGAGAGGAGCCAGGAUUUGGGCUCGGUCUGUUGGCGCUGGCACGUGGCAAUACUGGUUAAUCCUUUUGGCGCUGAGCACCGGGGAGCUGUGGGCUUUCCUCAGCCAGGGUUUGUCAAGACUGAGUGGGGAGAAAGGUCGUGAUGAAGAACCAAGGCGGGGAGACCAAAGCAGCCCCGCGGCCUGCCAGCUCUUCCAAAAUGAGCAGUGGGCUGGCGCUGGAGGAAGGCGACUCGUCGGAGGCUGCAGCACCCCUGGAAGGUGGGGAAUCCCCAGGGCCUGGGGUGCGCCGCUCCCUGCCCGCGGCUGAUGGCAGUGCUGGCAGUGCUGGCAGCCCUGGCAGCGAGGCACAGGAAACGCGUGAGGCUCCUCUUGCGCAGGAGGACACCAAGUCCUCCCGGCCUGCUGUGCGUGACGUCUCCGAAGAGCUCAGCAGGCAGCUUGAGGACAUCCUGAACACGUACUGUGUGGAUGCCAGCCAGGAGGGCCCGGGCGAGGACGGCGGGCAGAGCGAGCCUGCGGAGCCGGAAGAAGCCGAGAAGUGUCGUAGCGAGUCCCCGAGGAACGGUGAGCAGGAGACGGGCAGCCCCGAGAUGAACGGGGAGAAGGAAAGCACGAAGGGGACUGAAGAGUUUCGACCCAGCGAGGAGUGUGGGGAGCGGGAUCAGAAGAAGGCUCAGGAAAAGAAGAAAGCCAAGGGCCUAGGGAAAGAAAUCACUUUGCUGAUGCAGACGCUGAACACCCUGAGCACGCCAGAGGAGAAACUGGCAGCACUGUGCAAGAAAUACGCUGAGCUGCUGGAGGAGCACCGUAACUCCCAGAAACAGAUGAAGAUCUUGCAGAAGAAGCAGACGCAGCUGGUGCAAGAGAAGGACCACCUGCAGAGCGAGCACAGCAAGGCCAUUCUGGCCCGCAGCAAGCUGGAGAGCCUGUGCCGCGAGCUCCAGAGACACAACCGCACCCUCAAGGAGGAAGGUGUCCAGCGUGCGCGGGAGGAAGAGGAGAAGCGGAAGGAGGUGACAUCCCACUUCCAGGUGACGCUGAACGACAUCCAGCUCCAGAUGGAGCAGCACAACGAGAGGAACUCCAAGCUGCGCCAGGAGAACAUGGAGCUGGCAGAGCGGCUUAAGAAGCUCAUCGAGCAGUACGAGCUGCGGGAGGAGCACAUCGACAAGGUGUUCAAACACAAGGACCUGCAGCAGCAGCUGGUGGAUGCCAAGCUCCAGCAGGCGCAGGAAAUGCUGAAGGAGGCAGAGGAGAGACACCAGCGGGAGAAGGACUUUCUGCUGAAGGAAGCUGUGGAAUCGCAGAGGAUGUGUGAGCUGAUGAAGCAGCAGGAGACCCAUCUCAAGCAGCAGCUGGCUCUCUACACAGAGAAGUUCGAAGAAUUCCAGAACACCCUUUCCAAAAGCAGCGAAGUGUUCACGACAUUUAAACAGGAGAUGGAGAAGAUGACGAAGAAAAUCAAGAAGCUGGAGAAAGAGACCACUAUGUACCGCUCUCGCUGGGAGAGCAGCAACAAGGCUCUCUUGGAAAUGGCUGAAGAGAAAACCCUUCGGGACAAAGAGUUAGAGGGACUUCAGGUGAAAAUCCAGCGUUUGGAGAAACUGUGCCGAGCCCUGCAAACGGAGCGCAACGACCUCAAUAAGAAGGUGCAGGACCUGUGUGCCCAUGCGCCCCGGGCAGACACGGACCUGUUGGAGCCUUUGAAGGAUCCAUCCCGGGACGGCUCCGAGGCAGCGGCGGGAGGCGUUCCAGCAGAGCAGCGCCUGGCCGAGGAUUGCCUUCACUCAGGAAAGCCGACGCACAGCACGGAUCCUGCGGAGAGCCCGGGAGAACUGAGCAUAGGAGCCUUGGGGCAGAGCGGGACUGAGGAGGGCCCUCAGGGCGCUGACUGAGCCCCUGGUGCGGUAGGCAGAGGUAGGGAGAGGGAGGGUGACGUGAAUGUUUCCAUAGACUCGACCUGAUGCCCCUCUCCUGGUGCUUGGACAGGCGUGAGAGGACGGCCCUCCUGGGGAUUGGAGAUUCCUAGCUUAGGUUUUUGGAGGGUUUUUAAAAUUUUAUAUAUAUAUAUAUAUGAUAUAUAUAUGAAAUAUAAAAUAUGUGCAGGGCAACGUACACUUUAUAUAUGGAUAUACAUGAAAACUAGAAUGACCCACCUCCCUGCGUGUGCGUGAAUAACUAAUAUAUGGAGACUCAACUGAUCGUCCCUUUCACUAAAAGACCUUGUCAUUGGCAGGCUGCGACUCCCCUAAAACCUAGCGCAGCUCAGGAGGGCAGGCGCGGGGAUCUGCCCCGGCACGCAGCGCUGGGACAGCCGGACGCGUCGCCGCCUCCACCUUCACAGCGACUCUGGCAUCGAGUGAAAGCAAACGAGCUGAGCAGGGGAGAACCGAAGCGUUUCCCAGCGCUGCAUUCUCCCUCCCUCCUCUGCGUCAGGCAGGAGGGAGCUCCUGAACUCGCUCUUGUUUUCUUGUGCCCUGGCUGGCAGCUCUCUCCUGCGUGAGCUGAGCAAACGAGGGUGAAAGAGGCCGUUUCCCCUCCUCCGUGUGGGUUUUGCGUAUUGAACGGGGACAAAGAGAAGCAAAUGGGGGGGUGCCCGUUCGCCCAGGCCUCCCGCAGGGCCUUUGCUCUUCCCAGAACCUGCCAAUGUCUCAGUAGCCUUAUGAUUCACAGUUGCCUCUUUGCUAUACGCACAUGUGCACAAGUGUAUUAAACAGUUAAUCCAAA